Messenger RNA from Lactuca virosa, 1752 nucleotides. Lineage: Eukaryota; Viridiplantae; Streptophyta; Magnoliopsida; Asterales; Asteraceae. The record is from the annotation of a GenBank genome assembly.
AUGGAGAGUUGCAGAGAGCCCAAGAUGGGUUUUUGUCUUCUCUUCCUGCUUUUACUCCACUUACAACUUGUCCCCGAUUCCUCCGCCGUCGGAUCGGCUCCGUUGCCGGAAUAUCGAGCCCUCCUCUCCUUGAAAACUGCCAUCACCGACGACCCACAAUCCACUCUCUCUUCAUGGAAGAUCUCUACUAGUCACUGCACUUGGUUCGGUGUUACUUGCGACUCCAAUCGUCAUGUCAUCGCCUUAAACGUUUCUGGACUUAACCUCACCGGAACUCUUUCUUCCGACAUCGGAAACCUUCGCAAUCUCGUUAACUUCACCGUCGCUUCCAACAACAUUGUUGGGCCUAUCCCUCCGGAGCUUUCUUUGAUUUCUGGGCUUCGUCUUCUAAACCUGUCUAACAACAUCUUCAAUGAAACCUUUGCCCGAGAACUUGCUAGCCUCAAGUUUCUCCAAGUGCUUGACCUUUACAACAACAACUUGACCGGAGAUCUUCCUGUUGUUGUGUCGGAAAUGGCAAACCUUCGUCAUCUCCACCUUGGCGGAAACUAUUUUUCUGGGAUUAUUCCGGUGGAAUACGGCCAAUUUCCUACGCUCGAAUACCUAGCGGUUUCCGGAAAUGAACUCACUGGAGCUAUCCCGCCGGAAAUCGGAAACCUAACAAACCUCAAACAUCUCUACAUCGGUUACUUCAAUAAUUACACCGGCGGUAUUCCUCCGGAACUUGGUAACUUAUCAAACCUCAUUCGCUUCGACGCCGCCAACUGUGGCCUCACCGGAGAAGUUCCAUCUGAACUCGGUAAACUUCAAAACCUAGAUACACUCUUUUUACAAGUAAAUGGACUCUCUGGAUCUCUACCGAAAGAGCUCGGAACUUUAAAAAGCUUGAAAUCAAUGGAUCUUUCAAAUAAUAUCUUCACCGGAGAAAUACCCGAUUCCUUCCUCAACCUCCUCAACCUCACCUUACUAAACCUGUUUCGUAACAAACUCCACGGCUCAAUACCAGACUUCAUCGGUGAGUUGCCGGAACUAGAAGUCUUGCAGCUGUGGGAAAACAACUUCACCGGAAACAUUCCGCAAGGUCUUGGAAAGAACGGGAAGCUGCAAAUCCUUGAUCUGUCUUCAAAUAAAUUAACCGGCGAACUUCCGCCUAAUCUGUGCACCGGAAACAAGCUUCAAACCCUAAUCACAUUGGGAAACUUCUUGUUUGGGCCGAUACCAGCGUCCCUUGGUGAAUGCCAAUCGUUAAAUCGAAUCAGAAUGGGGGAUAAUUUUCUCAACGGUUCGAUUCCGAAAGGGAUGCUCAGUUUGCCUGAACUCUCGCAGGUUGAGCUUCAAAAUAACCUCCUCACCGGUGAAUUCCCGGCGACCAAUUCUGUUUCAAUCAACCUCGGUCAGGUGAGUUUAUCCAAUAACCAUCUCUCCGGUCCGUUACCUCCUACCAUUAGUAACUUUUCCGGCGUUCAGAAACUUUUGCUCGAUGGUAACCAAUUUACAGGUCCUAUUCCGUCUGAAAUAGGGAAGCUACAACAACUAUCAAAGAUUGAUUUCAGUGGCAACAGCUUCUCCGGCGAAAUUGCACCGGAGAUCAGCCAGUGUAAGCUGUUAACAUACGUGGAUCUUAGCCGGAACCAGCUUUCCGGUGAGAUUCCUACUGAACUCACAGGAAUGCACAUUCUCAAUUACUUGAAUGUAUCACGAAAUCAUUUGGCACCGGCCAGUUCAGCUACUUCAACUACACUUCAUUUUUAG